Molecule: messenger RNA, 1327 nt
Organism: Cotesia glomerata
Lineage: Eukaryota; Metazoa; Arthropoda; Insecta; Hymenoptera; Braconidae
Product: tubulin alpha-8 chain-like
Exons: 4
Coding region: 38-1327 (429 amino acids)
Biological process (GO): microtubule cytoskeleton organization; mitotic cell cycle
Cellular component (GO): microtubule; cytoplasm
Molecular function (GO): GTP binding; structural constituent of cytoskeleton
Source: RefSeq, a predicted model, not a curated record
AGUAAUAUCAAUUCACAUCGGUCAAGGCGGCGUGCAAAUGGGCAACGCGUGCUGGGAGCUCUACUGCCUGGAGCACGGAAUCCAACCAGAUGGAUUGUGUCCCUCUCCAGAAUCAAACGACGGGUUCCAAACAUUUUUCAACGAAACAGAAGCGGGUCAUUUUAUCCCACGAGCAGUUCUUAUCGACUUAGAACCAACAGUUAUCGACGAAGUCCGGUCGGGAACUUACCACCGGCUGUUCCACCCAGACCAGAUGAUAACCGGUAAGGAAGACGCCGCUAAUAACUUCGCCAGAGGGCACUACAGCCUCGGCCGAGAGAUAAUCGACGAGGUACUGGACAAGUUGCGACACGUUGUCGAUAAGUGCGAGGGCUUGCAAGGGUUCCUGAUUUUCCACGCGUUCGGAGGAGGAACCGGCUCCGGACUAACCUCUCUAUUAAUGGAGCGGCUGUCGCAGGACUACGCGAAGAAGUCCAAGCUGGAGUUCGCGAUCUAUCCCUCCCCUCACAUUUCUACCGCAGUGGUGGAGCCUUACAACGCCAUCUUGACGACGCACACCACACUGGAGCACUCGGACUGCGCUUUUCUGGUCGAUAAUGAAGCGAUCUACGAUCUCUGUCGUCGGUGUCUUACCAUCGAUCGGCCUACUUACACCAACCUUAACAGGAUUAUCGGGCAGAUAGUGUCGUCGAUCACCGCGUCUCUAAGGUUCGACGGAGCGCUCAACGUCGACUUAACCGAGUUCCAGACGAAUUUGGUGCCUUUUCCCAGAAUCCACUUUCCUUUGGCCACGUAUGCGCCAAUUAUUUCUACGGAAAAGGCCUACCAUGAGCAGCUCAGUGUGAUGGAGCUCACUGCGGCUUGCUUCGAACCUGGGAACCAAAUGGUCAAGUGCGACCCCAGGAAGGGAAAGUACAUGGCCUGCUGCUUGCUAUAUCGGGGCGAUGUUGUUCCCAAGGAUGUCAAUGCUAGCAUUGCGAGCAUGAAGGUCAAAAGGGGAAUCCAGUUUGUGGAAUGGUGUCCGACUGGGUUCAAGGUAGGGAUAAAUUACCAACCUCCAACAGUAGUUCCUGGAGGAGAUCUUGCUAAAGUACAGAGGGCAGUAGCGAUGCUUGCGAAUACUACUGCAAUUGUUGAACCCUGGAUGCAGCUAAAUAGAAAGUUUGAUCUUUUGUACAGUCGCAGAGCUUUUGUUCACUGGUAUAUCGGUGAACAAAUGGAAGAGAGUGAAUUUAAUGAAGCACGAGAUGACUUAUCGGCUCUAGAAAAAGACUACCGUGAAGUUGCAAUGGACGCAACGGACAUCGGCGGUGAAGAUGAGGUCUAA